Aspergillus versicolor CBS 583.65 is the source of this 1722-nucleotide messenger RNA. RefSeq names its product Zn(II)2Cys6 transcription factor. The coding region runs from base 1 to 1722 and encodes 573 amino acids. Lineage: Eukaryota; Fungi; Ascomycota; Eurotiomycetes; Eurotiales; Aspergillaceae. The record is from RefSeq and is a predicted model, not a curated record. Gene Ontology annotation, biological process: regulation of DNA-templated transcription. The transcript is spliced from 2 exons. Gene Ontology annotation, molecular function: DNA-binding transcription factor activity, RNA polymerase II-specific; zinc ion binding.
AUGGGCCUCACAGUCGGGCCUCUGAAAUCAAGGCGGGGGUGCAAAACUUGCAAGGCUCGGAAAGUCAAAUGCGGCGAAGAGAAGCCGAGGUGUAUCCGAUGCAUCAGAGGCGGUCGCCUGUGCGAGUAUGAAGGCACAACAUACGGGACCUUCUCAUCCGCUUCCUCGAUGGCUGUCAUUGAAACACCAGUACCCAUGGUGCCGAACAAGGCGACGAAAGAGCGCCGCGCAUUCGCGUACUACUUCCAGCAUGCCGCGCCGUUGAUCGGUGGGCUUGAUGCGGAUUUCUGGAGCACCAUCGUCCCGCGCGUGUGCCAUGCUGAGCCGCCGGUCUGGGACGCUAUUAUUUCUAUCAGUUCGUUGUUUGAGAGCUAUAAGCCCUGUACUCCGUUGAUUAAAUACCAGGAUGCGCUGGGGUGGUACUCGCGCUCGGUAUCUGCGGUGCGUCGUCGAAUCGAGAACGGGAGUGUAGAUGUGUUUGUUGGCCUGAUUAGCUGUGUAUUAUUUAUAUGCAUUGAGGCGCUCCAGGGAGGCGCGUUCGAGGCAAUGCGACUGUAUGGCCAGGGAGUGCACCUCAUCACAUCGUUACGCGAACAGAUAGCCAGUGGGACUGUGCCGGCAUUCAAGGCAUCGUUGCUAGAAGAGGCGAUUGUCCCGAUCUUCUCGCGUCUGAGUAUCUUGGGCAAUGCUCAGAAUAAAAUCGAGCCUGGGUCUUUCAUGCGAGACGUUGAUAGGAUAUUGCCACCGGUGUUCGCAUCGCUCAAGGCUGCUCGCGAGCCUAUCUUCAUCCUCACUGCUGAUAUCAAGCUGUUCCAAGAACAAUGCGAAAAACAUCAUGACACCACGAAUGCGUACCAUGUCCCCCCCGAGAUGAUACUCCAGCAAACCUCUCUCUCAGAGAAACUCCAAAACUGGCAUACAUCAUUCACAACACUUGCCGAAUCAUUACGGGCAAAGGCUGCCCUAUCACCCCAAGAAACCAGUGCCAUCGCCCUACUCCUCACACACUACGAAUCCCUAGUCGUGAUACUCACAACCUGCGUAUCCCGCUUCAAAAGCACAACAGAUGCCUGCCUACAGAGCUUCCAAACCAUCGUCGAACAAUCUCGCAUCGCCCUCAACGCCUCCGUUCGUCCAGACGGUACCCAGCCGCCCUUUACAUUCGACAUCAGCGUCGGGCUCCCGCUGUGGUUUACUGCCCUGCGCUGCGCAGAGCCAGUUACGCGCCGUGCCGCGCUGGCUUUGCUUCGCUCGGCGCCCCAGGUACAGGGAUUCUACCCGAAUGCGUUUGGUCUGGCAUUUGCGGAGAAUGUUAUGAUGGUUGAGGAGAUGUUUGCCCGUAUACUGAAUACCAGCCGCGAUCCGAUGUCUUAUCCUUUAACGCUGCCGAGGGCCACGAGUCCAGUUGAGACUCAGUCAGGUCUGAAUGGUCCAAAUCAUAUCUCAUUUCCAAGUGUAGGCAAUGAAGACUUCUCUACUCCAUCUCCCGGAUCUACGAUUACGGGUACAACGUUUAGUAUGCCAGAGGAAGCGCGUAUCAAACCAUACGGUGUGUUCUGGCCUCGGGCUGGGAUCCUGGCUCCUACGAAGGAAGAAGACGUCGCGAGGUGGAAUGUUAGCCCCGACCAGGCGUUCUUGCAGUUCUCUCGGAACCGACAGGAUCCGGAGACUGGAGCGUGGAGGGUCGUUGAUGAGUGUAUUCCGAUUGAUAUUAGAUUAUAA